GCAAAGAAGAGAGAGAGAGAGCAAACUUGGUCCCUUUUUCUGAUCUCUCACAUUAUCCACUUCCACAGUUCCAGCCGUACUACCUUUACUCUCUUUCUUUUCUAUGGCUGAUGGGUAAUUACUAUAACUUACCCAACAAGAAUGCAUCAGAUCCACGCUUUCUCGCUCUCUCACUCUAUAUCUAUAUGUUCCUCUUCCUCUAUUCCCACACGGCGUCGUUUCGUCACCAAACCCUCUCCUUACAAACCCAAUCUCAAGCCACUCACCUCCCGCGUUGUCCAACUCACUCGUCGAAGACAACUUCAUAAGAUAUUAGAGGAGAUCGAGGUUGCAAAGAAACGGCACGGGAAGCUGAACACAAUCGUGAUGAACGCGGUUUUGGAAGCCUGUGUUCACUGCGGCGACAUUGCUUCUGCGCUUAAGAUUUUCGCUGAUAUGUCACUCCCACACGGUUGUGGCGUUGACACUAUAUCUUACUCUACACUCUUAAAGGGGUUGGGUCUGGCUCGAAGAAUCGAUGAAGCAUUUGAAUUACUAGAAUCUGUGGAGCAAGGCACUGCUGUGGGGAAUCCAAAGCUCUCUGCACCACUUAUCUACGGCCUGCUUGAUGCUUUGAUUGAAGCUGGAGAUUUACGCCGUGCUAAUGGUCUUCUUAGACGAUAUGGUUUUGUGCUUCGUGAAGGCGGUAAUCCUUCAGUCUCAGUGUAUAACUUAUUAAUGAAGGGAUAUAUAAACACUGGCCAUCCUCUGGCCGCUAUAGCCGUGUACGAAGAGAUAUUGCGUUUAGGGUUAAAGCCUGAUAAGCUCACCUAUAAUAAGCUAAUCUAUGCUUGUGUCAAGACUGACAAAUUGGACAUAGCAAUGCACGUGUUGGAGGAAAUGAAGGACAGAGCACAGAAAUUUGGCCAUGAUGAUCUUUUCCCUGAUGUUGUCACCUAUACAACAUUACUUAAGGGUUUUGCACUUUGCAAGGAUCUGCUUUCACUUCAGAAGAUUGUAUUGGAAAUGAAAUCAUGUCAUAAUUUGCUAAUAGAUCGAACUGCAUACACUGCAAUAGUUGAUGCAUUGCUAAAUUGUGACGCAUUCAAGGAUGCUCUUUGUAUAUUUGGAGAAAUGCUAAAGCAGGCUGGCAGAAAUUCAGACUUGCGACCGAAGCCUCAUCUCUAUCUUUCCUUGAUGCGUGCUUUUGCUGGUAGAGGAGAUUAUGAUAUGGUCAAAACCCUGCAUAAACGCAUGUGGCCGGAUACUGCUGGAACUAUCUCCCUGACAAGUCAAGAAGAAGCUGAUAAUCUUCUCAUGGAAGCAGCUUUAAAUGAUGGCCAGGUUGAUGAGGCUGUUGAACAUCUAACAAAUAUCAUUAAAAGAUGGAAGGGAAUAUCAUGGACAAGUCGAGGAGGCUUGGCUGCUCUGCGCUUAGAGGCUUUGUUGGGAUUCACCAAAUCCAUGUUCAGUCCUCAUCUACUGCCUCAGGUUUCCAGCUUGUCUCUCUGUUUCUCAAAUUGCGGAAUGUUCAUAAGGUUGCCUGAGUACACCAUUUCUCUUCAGGUAUCACCAGAUGAACCAAUUGAGAGUAUUAUGAUUCCUUUUGAAGCAUCUCGGCCUCUACAUGGUACUCUGGCCUUGAAGAAGGUGGUUAUGCGCUUCUUAAAAAAUCCAGUUGUGCCUAUAAUUGAUGACUGGGGCAGCUGCGUAGGACUAUUGCAUCGUGAAGACUGCAAUGAGUUGGAUGCGCCACUCUCAACAAUGAUGAGAAGCCCACCUCCUUGCGUAACAAUCAUGACAUCUAUUGGUCAUGUGGUUGAUCUAAUUUUGGAAAAGAGAUACAAAAUGGUUAUUGUUGUAAGAUAUAGCAACAUAUAUGGUACUCCUUACAGCUCAGGCUCAAGGGCCUUUGGAGUUUUUACAGCGGAACAAUUGUGUAGGCUUGUAACGUCAAUAUCAGAGUUGCCUGGGCAAACGCUUUCAGUCUGUAGAAGAAUGUAAAUAUUUGAUGAUAUAUUUUUGUUUUUGUCUUCUUUUUUUCCCCCUCUUC
This is a messenger RNA of Quercus lobata, 2032 nucleotides long. RefSeq names its product pentatricopeptide (PPR) repeat-containing protein / CBS domain-containing protein. Lineage: Eukaryota; Viridiplantae; Streptophyta; Magnoliopsida; Fagales; Fagaceae. Gene Ontology annotation, molecular function: protein binding. The record is from RefSeq and is a predicted model, not a curated record. The transcript is spliced from 12 exons. Bases 142 to 1983 code for a protein of 613 amino acids.